AUGGACCUUACCUCCGAUCAAGAACAACUCUUAGACCUUACCUCCGAUCAAGAACAACUCUUGGACUUUACCUCCGAUCAAGAACAACUCUUGGGGCCUCAGAACUCAGAUUUGGAUUCCUUUGUUGCGCCUCAAGACUCAGAUUUGAAUUUCUCCAUUGCGCCUCAAGACUCAGAUUUAGAUUCCUCCGUUGUGCCUCAAGAAUUAACAGAAAUGUCAGAUAAUGAAAUCUAUAAAGGACAGGGUUUGGUUGAGAUCUAUGGUAUAUUACCUAACAUUACUAAAAGAAUUGUAUUCGCUAUUGAUGAUACUUUCCCUAACUGGUCUAUUGCUGAGCAUUAUGUUACUCAAUAUGGCCAUCAAAAAGGAUUCAUGACAAUUAAGAUACGUAAUAAAAUUGACAAUAAUGGACGUUCUAAGAAACUUAAUUGUGAUUGGAAAAUUAACUUGUCAUCAGCAACGGGUCUGGUUCAUAUUACUAGUUUUAAUGAUCACUAUACUGAGCAUCAGCUUUCACCAGACACCAAUAUUUUUGCUCCCAUAAAUCGCUGGUUUUCUGAUGAUUGUCGUGACGAAAUUCAGCACUUAGUUAUAAAUGACCGAUGCAACCUAUCAACAAUAAGGUCUCUUAUAACCACCAAAUAUCCUAAUCAACUUUUUUUAACACGUGAUCUUGCUAAUAUUGUCGCUCAAUUAUGGCGAGAACAUAGUCUUUAUGAAUAUAAGGAGGCAGAUCCUAAUUGGUAUAUUAAGCCAUUAAUAGAUCCUGUUAGUAAUCGUCUUUGUGGAGUUUUUUGGAUGGACCUGGGUCAAAGAGAAAGUAUAUUUAAAAUGCGAUUCAAAAACCUUAUGGAUGAAUAUCCAACUGUGUCUUCAUACUUACAAAAACUAUUUUCAAUUAAAGAAUCGUGGGUAUGUACUUAUACAUUUAAAAUUUUUAAUGGAGAAAUGCAAUCAACCCAGAGGGUUGAAGGGCUUAAUCAUAUUAUUAAAACGGCUAUAAGUAGCUCAUCAUUAUUAUUACAAGUUAUGGAUGCAAUACAUCAACGUAUUGAGCGUGAAGAUCUUAAUCAACAAUUUAAUUUAUGGACCCAGAAACGAAUUAAUUACAAUGAUCAUAUUAUUUUAAGCACUGUUUAUUCACAAAUUGUUCAACAAAUAAAUAAGUAUUUGACACCAAACUUAGCAAUUGAACAGCAAAAGCAAAUCAUUCAAUCUACUUUAUAUCGUGCGCAUAUAUUUAAAAUGUGGGAUGCUGAUAAUUUAUCAAAUUUGCAAGAGAUUGCGUAUGAUAGUGAUUUUAUAGAGAAUUCAUAUGAUGUUUCUCAAUCAUAUUUAUUAUCUUUAAUUAAAGAAAAUGAAUAUUCUGAUGUACAAGAGCCAUUUUUAAUGUCAAAUCGAGAUACUAAAUUGGCACCGAUUAUACAUAAAUUAAUUAAUAAAACAAAUACAAAUUUACUUCAAAUUGACAAUGUACAAGAAAAUAAUAUUCAAAGAUCUGUAGACAAAAAGCUUCGGUAUAAUAAAUCUAUGAGUUUAGCGAAGCAAGCUGUUAUAUUACAAGAUGGCGAUGCAAAUGACAAUGAAUUAGAUAUUCUCUUAAAAAGUUAUAUUGAAAAGAAGACUCUUCAAUGUGAAAAGGAAACUAAAGAAAGAGAAUUGCGAAUUCUUAGAGAAAACUAUAGUUCAGGAAAUGCUUUAGCUAUUGAAACUGACAAUGGUCAACUAAUUUCUAUUGAAAAAGUUGCAAAUCUGUUAAAUCAUAUUGGAAAAGAAGCUCUACGCAAGAAAUGGCUUAAAGGUGUACAAGAAAAUUAUCAGCCAAAGAAGAGUAAAGAGCCUACAAAA
Messenger RNA from Racocetra fulgida, 1848 nucleotides. The record is from the annotation of a GenBank genome assembly. NCBI's taxonomy places the organism in Eukaryota, Fungi, Glomeromycota, Glomeromycetes, Diversisporales, Gigasporaceae.